AUGUUGGCCAAUAAAUCAGUGAUUGUUUUAUGUAUCUCCAUAUUCAGUGUUUCAUGGAUCCAAGCUAUUCCAGAUGGUAAAGAGGCGGAAGGACUUUCUCUUCCUGAAGAUUUUGCAAGAUGGUUCGGAGAACAAUCUUUCAAAGCGAUAACUGAUGAAGAUCGCUCUUUAAACGACUCUGUAUCAAGAUUAACGACUUCUACAAUAAAUUAUUCUUUCUCUGACGAAGGUUCUGGUCAGGAUGAUUCCUUCACUGACGACGGUUCUGGUUUGCCAGCAUCGACUGCAGAAGAUGAUUUUUCUGAAGUGACAUCACCAUUGCCAGUAACUACUACGGAAGACUUCACUUUUAAGGAACCUGCAUCGACUUCUGUUAUGAUUAAAGAUGCCUCUGAGAAAAGUAGAAACGCUGGUCAACAUUCCCCAUCCGUGAUAAUUAUUGUCGUAUCUAUUUGUGCUGUUAUUUUGCUGCUUAUUCUUUUUACUGUUGUAAAAAUUUACUGUCUCCGUUACAAAGUUAGUCAAGAAGAAAAUGCUGCAAAAGAACCUUUUAUUAGAUUCAGUAAAGUAACAACUGAAUAA
This is a messenger RNA of Cotesia congregata, 582 nucleotides long. The record is from the annotation of a GenBank genome assembly. Lineage: Eukaryota; Metazoa; Arthropoda; Insecta; Hymenoptera; Braconidae.